UAGGAGUCAGUAUGUUUUUUUGGCCCACUCCAAGUAUGAAUAUAUUGUUGUAGCUUAUUGUUAUUCAUUCUCUAAAUAUUGGAUAAGUCUUUAGCGUAAAUGUUUGCCAAACUCCCAAUCGAAUCUAACGGAAGUGUGUUUAUUUUUUCAGAUAAGAAAUCCUUUAUUCACCGGUUAGGACUCAUUAAGUCUGAAAAAGAUGGAGUUCCAGAUCUGAAACACAUGGCGAAGAACUGUCAGGUGAACAGCAUGAACAGCAUGAACAGCUUGAACAACAUGAACAACAUGAACAGUAUGAACAGUAUGAACAGCGUGGGGGCGGGGGCGAACAGCAUGGGGUUCCUGCACGGGAACAACCUGGGUCCGUCGGCGAGCGAGCUGUACGAGAACCUGCUGAUGCACUCGUCCAACGACCGGCAGCACUACCUGUCGAACGCACUCUCGAUAUCGCAGCGGUACCUGGACCAGCUGCAGAACUGCAACACGGGGGUCGUGGCGCUCCACAACAACUCAGCGAGCAACAACUCCUACGUGGACUACUACGAGUCCAGCUCGGACGUCUCGACGGCGGAGAUGAGCAUGCAGGAGUACAGCAUGAACAGCUCGGGCAACAACUCGAUGCUCAUGGAGUACCGUCCGCGGAAGCACAACAAGGACAAGGAGCCCGUCUUCGGCUGCGAGGACUGCGGCAAGCGCUACCGCUCCAAGACCUCGCUCAGCCUCCACAAGCGCCUCGAGUGCGGCAAGGAGCCCGCCUUCGCCUGCCCCUUCUGCCCUCUCAAGACCCACCAGAAGGGCAACCUCCAGGUCCACAUCAAGAAGAAGCACUCCAACCCUCGCGAGUUCCCCGGGCACACGCUCACCUAAUCGCCCAAUCCCGACUCCGUCAGAUAUUCACUCCAAGGAUUCCAAGAACCGGGAAACUUCCUGGAGUAACAGCAGGGCUCACUCUUGAGAUUCAUUGACAAAACUAUAGACGAAGAAGACGGAAGGGAUAUGGAGGGAUCCUCUUGGUGGAAGCGGGUAGUUGCAGUGGACGAAGGAGGUAGGUAAUAGACUAACUAACGGCAACCCACGAGAGACCGUAUACUUAGUCAGUCCAUCAUUUUCUCCCUCAGUCUAAAGUAAACAUUCAUUUCAACCAAUUGGAUGGCUUCAUACUCCUAAUGUCGUCUUUAUCUGUUUGUCUAUCAACUUGAAUAAUCAGCCUGCAGGGCUCAUUAUUGAAAUUGUUAGACAAAGUGAUAGAUAAAGGAAACGCCGGGAAAUGGAGCGAUCCAAGGGUGAUACAGGUGGUUCUCAUAGAUCAGGGGGAAAUGAUGGACCAACUGUCGGGUUCCCCAUGGGUUGCUGUUAGUUGGUCUAUUAAUUACCUCCUUUGUCCAUUGCAAACACCACCUUCCACCAUCUGGAUGGCUCCUUUUUCUCUUAGUCCUCCUAGUCUAUAGCUUUGGCCAUCAAUUUAAAUAAUGAGCCUACGAAACUCGCUCCAAGUCUUUGUUGAGUAGAUUUGUAGGGAAACUCCCACGUCCAUCACCGGGAUCGUCCAAGAAUGUUUCCUAUCUUGGGAUUCUUUUAAGAUGGCAAGAAGUCUCUUCGGGGCCACUGGGAUUUUUUAAGUGAUAACAAGGUUCCGGCUCGGAAAUAUCCUUCCGUGUGGCGUUUUUGUUGUGAAGUAUAGCUUUCUUGAAGCAAGGAGAAUUCUAGCUGUCCCCAUGGACAGUUUUUGCACGGAAAGUAAAUAUUUGUCGCUCUCGUUGAUCUGGAUUUUUCUCCCGGUCGUGAUCUUCGAGAAAGUACCGAGUGCUCCAAACAGAUCUCAGGUUCCGGCGAUGUUCUACGUAAUUUUUUUUUGUUUCAUCCGGAAAUUUUUUUCCGGUGUGGGCAUACACCCCUGUAUUUUGUUUCGUGCUGAGAGUUUCAGUUUUUUUUUCCUCGCACACUGACGAUCGUUUUUAGGUUUCUCCUCGAGCACAUGAGGCUCGAAACAUCUGUGAUGAUUCAUUUUCGUCCCGAUCGGAUACUUUCGUCGUAGGAAAAGAGGACGCUUUGGUUUCAACCCUCAACCUAAUCGAUCACGUGAAUUGGAAAUUUCGGGGCAAGUCCUCGCCAGUGGUUUCCGCAACUUUCUUAUCGACAAUCUUUUGUUAUUCCUUUCGAUUUCAGCUAGUUCCUCGUACCAUUGCAUAGAGUAUCGUAGAGAGUAUCUAUGUCCGUUUAAAAUCAGCGUCAGUACAAACCAAAUUCUAAAAGAAUAACCCUUUCAUUCCCGAGUUCAAGUUCGCGCACACCCCUCUGAGCUACCAUAGAGUCCUCGUCUUUCGAAUGAUAAUUAUUCGGUUCUCGUGACAAUUUUAGCCGGUUCGAUGAUCUUUAAGUAUUCGGCUGAUGCCCGAUCAUUGUGUUUAAUUUUAUAAUUGAUUAUUUUGCUUUUAUGUUAGUUAUGAUUUGAAUUUCUGCCCUGAAUUCGUCUUAGAACGAUUAAAAAUGUGAUAUUCUCUUUUAUUCUUUGAUUUUUUAAUUUAUAUCGGCUGAGCAGCGUCUCCUCCUCUUUUCACAGUUGUCUAGGUAUUCAGUCAUGCCGCAGCUACACCCGAUAGAUUUUGUUCGUUUGAUCUUUUCAGAGAACAUCACUGACAUCCAUUUGGUUACCGAUUUGAGUUCAGUUUUAAGCAUUCCUAGUCCUAAUUUUGUAAUUCGGCAGAUGCUCCCACCGAUGGUUCACGCAAAUCUUGCCUCUUUGAGUUUUGUUUCAUCCAAUUUAUUUCACCUUCAAGUUCGCGUGCUGUACAUUUCAACUUAACCUUAGUUUGAAAAACAAGAACUACGCGCCCCAUUAGCAUCUCACAUUCUCAUCGUUUCAUCCAAAAGGACUUUUCUUUUUCUAUUUUAAGUUGUCGGAUUUAAAGGUAGGUAAUCAAAACGACUCGAAGUUAAAGGAAAUAACAGGCCAUUUUGCCACCGUCAGAGACUGACAAUGAGGCUCACCUAAUCGAAGGUAAUGUCUCAGAGCUCCCUAAACAACUAUCAGGGUUUCUACAGAGUAAAGAGAAACCUCAAGAGUCUCUUGAUCACCCAUUCAAUUUACUUAUGUUUAUAAUUUUACCUCUCUUAUUCCGUUCUCGAGUUAAUUUCACUCUUCCUUUUCUUAAUCAUUUCAUCACAAAAUCCUCAACCUUUUUCAUAAUUUAUUUUCUAAUUUGCGUUCAUAAAUCAGCCAGAAUCUUGAGUGUCUUGAUUUUUCGUCACUUCCCUUUUUGGUAUUCUAGCUUGCACUUAAGUAUCUAUUUCGGGAUAAGUCAAUCAAGGUAAAAUUUAAAAUAAAUUAUCCUAGGUAAAUCUUUUACACGAGUAAGCAAUUGCACGUUCUUUCUCUUAGGACAUGAUGUCUUCUCCGCUAUCACCGCUAUUCUAAUUAAGUAACUUUCAAUCAUCUCCCAUAGCAUUAACUAGAAUUUCGAACUGUUUUUUUUUUCUAUCACAAGUUCCUAGAUUUAAGUCAUUUUUUUAGGUAUAUUUUUCUGUUUUAAUAAACUGUUCUGUGCUGUUUAUUUUAUUUUAUUCUCAUGUCCUGUGACUUUACGAUUGAUAUUUACGUCCCCAUGUUAUACUCUCUUAAAUUUCGUUAGGUUUUUCAUCCUGUAGAGUAAGAUAGUAUUAAACACUUUCAGUAUUAUUGUUUUUGUAAUAUUGAUUUAAUUUCUUAGGUUUUUUUUAUUAUUUUUUCCUCUUACAUGUUUUUGGAAUCUUUCUUUCCUCUGAAUAUAUGAAAAUGUGUCCAUCAACUCAUUGAAAUGAUUCUCCAGGAUUUUAAAAUGAGGCUUUCAUUAUUGUUCCUCUCGUUUAACCAUAAUCAUUCAUUUACCUUAUCAUAUUAUUUUUUCCAUGUAUCAUUAGUUUGUAUAUAUUUGUUCUGAUCGAUUUUUCAAUUGAUACUUACUCUUUUGUAAUUGGUGGAUUUGUUGCAGUGAUAUUUUAUUAUUCCUUUCCGUAUUUUCCCAUCCCUCUGUUUUAUUUCUCUUUCCUAUUUCAAGGUUUGGAAGUGUUCAUGCAAUCAGUCAAACUUUUCCAUUUCUCAUUCGUGAAGUUUAACGGUAGAGGUUUAGCGUGUGAAGUAGGGAAUAGCAAAGGAUAAAUGGACGGCAAAACCUAAAUAAGAACUAACUUUGCCUCAUCUCAGAAACAGCCUAUCUUCCGUUGAUUUCCCUAUCAUUGGCGAUCUAGCAUAUUGGCAACAUUGCCUUUUCUCCAUUCAUACCUGUGGAAAUGUAUCGAUUCGUGGAGGGGCCUGGUGCUCCGACAAGAAUCGAUUAUUUUGGAACAGGCUUAAAUGGAGGCAAUCCUGUGUUGCCAAAUUGCUGGAUCCGCCUCUGAUCCCUAUGAAGUGAGAUGCAUCUAUGAAUCACCUAGAAAAGUUGGUUUCUUUAAGUGCAAUGCCGUCUAGAAAUACGAUAAUGGAGCUAGUCGGGAACUCUCUUUAAGAUUCUAUUCGAAAUGUAGAAUUUCGAAAGGACUUGAGUUUUCAGAAGAAUGUAGAUUUUAAUAAGCAUAUUUGUUGUAGAUCUUUGUAUUAUAAAUUUUUGACCUAUAUCGUCGUGAUGAAUUAUGAACAAAUAUUCCUCUAUUUUUUGAAAAUCCCCCAAUUCCUGUUUCUAACAAGUGUGUACAUAUAUACUUUUAUCUUUAAAAACUUUCAUGUAUAGGUAUGAAUUAUAUUUAUGCAUACGUACAUUAUGAAUUAUUGUAUAAUGAUUGCACGUAUACGAUUAAAUUUAUCGAUUAAUUUAAGGCAUUGAUCAAUAGUAAUAAACUGAAACGUAAAACGCUUCUUCCAAAUCUCAUAUCAUAUAUCGACUACACAAACAUUCACUUUUGAUAACUAGCUUUGAUUCUAUACAGAAGACUUGGCUCUUGCAUAAAUUGAUUUCAUAGUUUUAAGAUUUAGUUUAUAAGGUUCCCAGUAUGUAUAGUUUUUCUGGAAUAGUUAAAAAAUUAUUUGACAUCACGACAAUACAACAUGAUACAUACCUUAUACAAUAAUAAUACAUAAACAAUGUAAUUUCAUAGCUCCCCCUUGCUCACAAUUCUUAUAGAUUGGCUCUAUCCUCAGUUUAUUAUUCUAAGAAGAGCAAGUAUGUCUAACACUUCCUUUUCAAUUUAUCUUUAUGUGCAAAUUUUACUACCCGAUCAAUUAAUUUCUUCAUGUUGUAGGCUGUACCAUACUCUGACACAAAUUUUAUUAGUUUCUCGUGACAUGUUUCCAACCAUGACCAUUAAUUUUUUGCUUCUUUUUGCUGAAUUGUUCCACUCCUUAAUAAUUAAUUUGUAUCAUCUCUAAGUAUUCCAAGACUAAAGCGUAAAGUAAAAUAUGUUCAAGGUGAGCCUGUGUCCCAACCAUACGGUCUGUGCUAGGAAUUCCCACCACUUCAAGCUUUUCAGUUCCUCUUGUCCCUCCCAGCAAAUUUAACAAUAUUGAGUAAACCCAAUUGAUAUCUAUCCUGACCUAUUCUAUUUAUGAACGAAAAAAAUCUAACACACCCGAACUUUCUAACGGUGCACACUAAGUAAUCAUUAUAUCUUCUUGGCGAAUCUGAGGUAUAAGAAAAUAGAAAAUCUCAUCUAAUUUUCAUUGACACGCCAGAAUAGUGUUUUUAUGUACCUAUAAUUUCAAUUACAGGAUAUCGAAUCCUUGUGUGUUUAGAAAAAAAAAAAACUUUUUUUUGCAGGGAGGUCCAUAUAUUAUAAUUUCCACACUUAGGACCAUAACUUUAUCUUUGCAUGCUCUUUGGAAAUAACCGGCAAAUUGAAUUAUUUAAUUAAAAUACUUCCUUUGCGAGUUAGUUGAGUGUCAAAGAACGCAUAUCCUCCCUGCCUGAAAAUUUUUGGCGGAAAUUUAGAAAAGCUAGUCAUGGUAAAACAAUAUUUGGCAUUACAGUCUCCUCUGGAUUUUAUCCAAGCAUGACGAGCACUUCUAGCGUCUUACUUCCCCUCUCGUACACUCGUAUGGUUAGAUUUAAAGUUAGAGUUAGUGGAACUCAGUGGCGUGGCGUGC
This is a messenger RNA of Bemisia tabaci, 6052 nucleotides long. RefSeq lists its product as uncharacterized. The record is from RefSeq and is a predicted model, not a curated record. Lineage: Eukaryota; Metazoa; Arthropoda; Insecta; Hemiptera; Aleyrodidae.